Messenger RNA from Anopheles funestus (African malaria mosquito), 4046 nucleotides. RefSeq names its product puromycin-sensitive aminopeptidase (gene Psa). The coding region runs from base 93 to 3275 and encodes 1060 amino acids. The record is from RefSeq and is a predicted model, not a curated record. Gene Ontology annotation, biological process: peptide catabolic process; proteolysis. Gene Ontology annotation, cellular component: cytoplasm. NCBI's taxonomy places the organism in Eukaryota, Metazoa, Arthropoda, Insecta, Diptera, Culicidae. The transcript has 5 exons. Gene Ontology annotation, molecular function: metalloaminopeptidase activity; zinc ion binding; peptide binding.
AGACAAUUGGUUCAUUUUUGUUUCUGUUUUAAAGUGUUUGCAAUUGUAAAAAAAAACCUCCGUGAUUACCUUCUGUAUUCUCGAUACUGCAAAUGCUUUGCCUUCAUCACAUUUCACGUCCGAAAGCGUUUCCUAGACUCGCAUCAACAGCUGAACGGUUUGCUUUAGCGGCCACUACAGCAGCGUGUCAAAGCAGUGCUCGACGGAACGAUUCCGUCACCGUGAAACAGUGCAAUUUCCUAUCAUCAUCGUCGGUCACGUCACCAAGACCUACGUCGGCGUGGCAGCGGUUCCCAUUGCGUGAACGAAACACUCCCUCCAUUCCGUGCGUGCAACGUGCGUCCGUCACCUCGUGGCACCAAUCAUCACCAAUUGGUGUUCGGUCAACAGGCAACGGUUGCUUUGUUAUUUCUGGUUCGCGAGUGUUUCCUUCCUCAGUAGCCGUAUCGGUGGUGCUGCCAUCGGUGAAUCAUUCUACCCGCCCAGCUGUCGGGUGUGAUAAGCAAAGUGUGAUCCUUUCUACGGGGACCGUAGUGCGUCCCGCAGAGGCACAUUAUUCGUUCCAGAGGCGCAACAUCAUCACCACUAAGACUACCACGACAAACUGUAACAGCAUCAGUGACGUGUCCGAAAAAAGUGAAUACAAAAUGUCCGCAGCUACCGGUACCGGCGGGAAGCCCGAGUUUCAGCGUCUGCCAACGAAUGUCGUACCGGAGCAUUACGAGCUAAGGCUGAAACCCAACCUGACGGCGUUGACGUUCGAGGGCUCCACUACGGUGGAUCUGAAGAUUUUAGCGGCAACGGAUCGCAUCACGUUAAAUGCACUGGAUCUGAAAAUCAGUACCGCGACCGUUUGUUUCAAUGAACAGAAACUUACCGCACAGGACAUACAGUUUAAUGCGGACCAGGAAACGGCAUGCUUCGUGUUCGGUACGGAAAUACCGGCCGGUACGGCAAAGUUAGCAGUUGAAUUUAGUGGCGAAUUAAACGACAAGAUGAAGGGUUUCUAUCGUAGUAAAUAUUUUUCACCAACCGGUGAGGAACGGUACGCGGGCGUAACGCAGUUCGAGGCUACGGAUGCGCGAAGAUGCUUUCCGUGUUGGGACGAACCGGCUAUAAAGGCGACGUUCGACAUUUCGCUGGAUGUGCCACGAAAUUUGGUCGCCUUGUCAAACAUGCCGGUUGUACGGGAGGAACCUUCAGGAGCGAAGGGUGACGAAUCCGUACUGGUUACCUUCGAUCGGACACCCAUCAUGUCUACCUAUCUGGUAGCGGUAGUAGUGGGUGAAUAUGAUUAUGUUGAGGAUAAAUCGGCCGACGGUGUGUUGGUGCGAGUGUACACACCGGUUGGCAAGCGUGAACAGGGCCGGUUUGCGCUGAACGUUGCGACGAAGGUAUUGCCAUACUACAAGGAUUACUUUAACAUUGCUUAUCCGCUGCCGAAAAUGGAUCUGAUUGCUAUAUCGGAUUUUUCUGCGGGUGCAAUGGAAAACUGGGGAUUGAUCACGUACCGUGAAACGUUCGUACUGGUCGAUCCGGAAAAUACAUCCCUCAUACGGAAGCAAUCGAUUGCACUAACCGUCGGGCACGAAAUUGCACACCAGUGGUUCGGCAAUCUGGUCACGAUGGAAUGGUGGACGCAUCUGUGGCUAAAUGAAGGGUACGCUUCGUUCGUGGAGUUCCUGUGUGUGGAUCAUCUCUUCCCGGAUUACGAUAUCUGGACGCAGUUCGUGACGGAUAUGUACACGCGUGCGCUGGAACAUGAUUGUUUGCGAAACUCGCACCCGAUCGAGGUACCGGUAGGGCAUCCAUCCGAGAUAGAUGAAAUUUUCGACGAAAUUAGCUACAACAAGGGUGCUAGCGUUAUUCGCAUGCUGCAUCAUUACAUCGGCGAUGAGGAUUUCAAGCGCGGGAUGCAUCUGUACCUUACGCGCCAUCAGUACAGCAAUACGAAAACGGAAGACUUGUGGAAUGCACUGCAGGAAGUAAGCAGUAAACCGGUCGGUGCCGUCAUGUCGACCUGGAUCCAGCGUAUGGGUUUCCCGGUGGUGCAAGUACUGUCCUCGAAACAGCUCGAAGGAAACCGUCGGCUGCUGCACAUCGCUCAAUCGAAGUUCUGUGCUGAUGGUUGCGAGGCGCCGGAACAAUCGCUUUGGCUGAUUCCGAUUAACGUUUCCACACCUUCUUCGGUGAAUGCUGUCUCAACGGUGUUGGAAACGACUAAAGCGGAAAUUACGGUAGAGGGCGUUAGUGAACAGGACUGGGUAAAGAUCAAUCCUGGCACGAUCGGAUACUAUCGUACGCAGUAUCCAGCCGAGAUGCUUGAACAGUUUCUGCCAGCGAUUAAGAAUAUGACACUGCCACCCCUCGAUCGGUUGGGACUGAUUGACGAUCUGUUUGCGUUGGUGCAGGCCGGAAAGAGUGCAACCGUUGAUGCCUUGAAGGUAAUCGAUGCGUACCGGAACGAAAGCAAUUACACUGUGUGGUCGUCGAUUUCGAACUGUUUGUCAAAGUUGCAGCUGCUGCUGGCACACACACCUGCUGAGAAGCAGUUCGGCGAGUACGGUGUGCGUCUUUAUCAACCGGUUGCGGAGAAGCUUGGCUGGGAUGUAAAGCCCGGUGAGAGUCAUCUCGAUACGCUGCUUCGUUCGCUCGUUCUCGGUCGGCUGGUAUCAUUCGGUUGUACCAAGACUGUUGCAGAAGCGAAGAGAAGGUUCGAAGAACACGCACAAAACAAGCGUGUCCUGCCGGCGGAUCUUCGCAGCACCUGCUACCGGGCAGUAUUACAGAAGGGUGAUCUGGCAACGUACGACGAAAUGUUGCGUCUGUACCGAGCGACCGAUCUGCAUGAGGAAAAGGAUCGCAUUUCGCGCGCACUUGGCUCGAUCGGUAAUGUUGACAUUCUGCGCAAGGUGAUCGAUUUCGCAAUGUCGGAGGAAGUACGUGCCCAGGAUGCAGUGUUUGUCAUUGUAUCGGUUGCCCUGAACCCGAAGGGACGCGAUAUGGCGUGGGACUAUUUCUGCGAACACUGGCAGGUGUUGCUGAACCAGUACGAGGGCGGUUUCCUGCUGGCACGUUUGAUCAAGUACCUGACGGAGAACUUCUCCACUGAGGAGCGAGCGCAAGAGGUGGAAAAAUUCUUCCGCGAGCAUGAUUUCCCCGGUACCGAGCGUACCGUGUCACAGUCGAUCGAAACCGUACGACUGAACGCGGACUGGAUGAAGCGUGAUUUGGACGCUAUUUCGGCGUAUCUGAAACAGCAGGAGCAACAGUAAAUUGUUCCGCACGGUCCAGCGAGCUUAAAACACACAAAAAGGACGACGAUAUCAUCGAAAAACGGGAGCGAUUUUGAUGGAGGGAUUUCGGACACGAUGAAGGCGUGCCAUUUAUAUGUGGAUAGUACAGUAGGUACUAACCGAUCGUUUGUUUGUCUGUUAUGUUGUUUUUUUCUUCUUCUUCUUUGUUCUUUAUUGCUGUUAUGUUCCACCAUUUUCUGUUGUGCAUACACGCAUGCAUGCCGUUUAGGUUAGGAGCUUUUUUUUUGCUUCUAUUGUUCAUUUCUCAUUUGCCGUAAUGAUGUGUCAGUGCAACAGUGUUGCACGGUCCAUGGUCUCCCUUGUCCACGUUUUGCAUUUAAGCCAAAGUGAGUGUGUGUGUACGUUGAACGAUCACAAAAAAAGAAUGCAACGAUAGUAGAAUACUAUUAGUAGGGAAAUGAAAACCAGAAUAACACUUGAUUAGGGAAAUUAUUGUAUGAUGUUUCGUUCAAUAAACCGCAGCAUGAUAACGUAAGCAAAGCAAGUAAAUACUUUGAACACGUUAUGUGAAGUCUUCAGUUCACGUGUGUUGAAACAAUCCGUAUAGCACCUUGGCCUAGACGUAAUUUUGUUUGUUCUUUAUGCGAGCUACAAAAAACAAGGGAAGGUCUCCAUAAGUAAAAGCUUUUGUAAUUAUCAUCCAGAAAUGCACGACAGUUAGGAAUGGUUAAUUUGUAUCUAAUUUUUAAACAAGCAAUAAAACUACUCUACGUCACAGAAAUAGCUAAA